GACCUCACUUCGGCGCUGAUCCGCGGCGGCAGCCUGCAGCUGCAGCAACCUGAGAAGCCUCCGGCGCGGCUCUUGUCUGGGGAGCGAGCUCCGAUACUGCCGGCCGUGGAGCUGUCCUUUCACCCGCAGAUCUGCAAGCCAGGGAAACUGGAGGCGGGCUACUCGGAACACCUUCGGGAGCGCGUGGCGCAGAGUCGGCUCCUAGAUGAUGAGCUGAAGGCCGAUUGCCUGGAGCGCUUGGUGGGCGUGGCGCAGCGCGCUCCCAGGGUGCGUCGCCUGUCCUGGUCGCAACAGAUUGCAGAAGAGGAGGUCCCCGAAAGCGACGAGGAGGCACCCCAUGUUUUGUCGGAAGAUGUCCAGGUGGGAUUCCAAUAA
Cladocopium goreaui is the source of this 375-nucleotide messenger RNA. Lineage: Eukaryota; Dinophyceae; Suessiales; Symbiodiniaceae. The record is from the annotation of a GenBank genome assembly.